CGCACAUAGAAACGAGCUUCCUUCUCUUUUCCCUCUCUUGCACUGUCUCUGCUCCCCAGAUCGUUCUUCUUACGCGUCAAAUCGACUUCUACGACACCCAGCCCCACGAGCACUCGCAGGCACUCACGCGCACGAUGGCCGAGUGGGACACGAAGAAUGGACACUGGAUCCAGAUGGGCGACCAGAGCCGCGGCAGCUACCAGCCGCUGAACGACCCCGCGGGGUACCAGCCCGGCCUCUCGCAGCCGUACGCGCCGCCGUACGCAGGAGGACCCCCCAGUCAGACGGCGUAUGGAGGAUACCAGGGAGCGGGAGGGGGCGGGGGAGGGGGAGGAGGGUACGGCGCUGGGUCGCCGUGGUCGAGUCAGCGGUUCAAGCCGGAGAAGAAGGUGCAGAACCCGAUCGUGUUGAUCUUGUUCCUCGCGCAGUUUAUAGGGUUCAUCGGGUUGUCUGCGUGGGUGAUCUAUGGGUGGAUCAAGGACGGCGGGCUGAGCAAGGACCUCAACGAUGCGAACGAUAAAGGUGUUACGCUCAACAAACAAACGCUGUACCUCUUGCUGGCCGUCACGGGCGCAGCCCUCGUCAUAUCCACCAUCUUCCUGCUCAUCGUGCGCAUCUUCACCAAGGCGAUUCUGCACAUCACAAUGAUCUUUUCGAUCCUGCUUAACGUCGCCUUCGCAGGGUACCUCUUCUACAUGAAAGUAUACGUGGGCGCGAUCAUCGGCGCGAUCGCCGCCGUCCUCUCCGUGCUCGUGUACUUCGGGAUCUGGAAGCGCAUCCCGUUCGCGUCGCUGAUGCUCAAGGUCGUGCUCGACGUGUCGAAGCACCACCUCGCCGUGUACGUCGUCGCGUUCGCGGGCCUGUUCGUGCAGAUGCUGCUCUGCGUCGUGUUUGUGUUUGCCGCUGUCGCUACGUACGAGAAGUGGUCGACUGGGAGCGAUCAAUGCAAGAGCAGCAACUCGUGCUCGGACGGCAAGGUCGCGGGCGUGAUCGCCUUCGAGGCCGUCUCCUUCAUCUGGAACUCGCAGGUCGUCGGCAACGUCGCGCUCGCCACAAUGGCCGGCGGUCCCUUUGGCUGCUGGUACUACUUCGGCCCGAGCAACAUGGGCGGGAUGCCGAGCUUCCCGACGCUCUCCGCGUUCGGCCGCGCGUCGACGUUCUCGCUCGGCUCGAUCGCGAUGGGCUCGCUCAUCGUGACAAUUCUCGAGGUCAUCCGGCUCUUGCUGAACGCGCUGCGCAAUUCGGCGCAGGAGGACGGGAACCCCUGCCUGUGGUGCCUCGCGUGCUGCGCCGAGUGCUUCGUGUCCUGGUUCGAGAGUAUGGUCGAGUACUUUAACCGUUACGCGUACAUCCAGAUUGCGCUGUACGGUAAGCCGUACGUCCGCGCGGCCAAGGACACGUGGAGGAUGUUCAAGGACCGAGGCAUCGACGCGCUGGUGAACGACUCGCUCGUGAACCAUGUUAUCGCGUUCGGCGGGUAUUGUGUCGGGCUACUGUGUGCGCUGCUGAGCUACCUUUACUUGCAUUUCGACAAGCCAUCGUACAACUCGGAUGGCUCGUACACGGCCCCCGUAAUGAUAUUUGGGUUCUUGAUCGGGCUCAUGUGCUCUUUGACGCUUGGAACGUCGAUAGAGGCUGGUGUGUCGACUAUCUUCGUCGGCCUCGGCGAAGACCCACAGGUCCUGGCCAUUCGCUCGCCGGAGCUCUUCGCUGCUGUGGCAGCAACAUAUCCCCAGGUCGUGCGCGGCGUCGGCGCGUAAUGCUUCGGCGCGUGGUGCGGUGUAGUAGGUCUGGAUGACGAUUACGAUUUUAUUUUCUCGAUGAAAAGGGGCGCUCUUUACAUAAAGCUUUAUGACUUCCCGUGGUAUAUUUCUCAAUGUCUGCUGUAUCUUAGGAUAUCUUACGUACUGUAUUUAUGGAGUCUCGAUUAUUUAGGCUCCGCUUGCUUCGACAAGUGAUUCAAAC
Molecule: messenger RNA, 1965 nt
Organism: Coniophora puteana RWD-64-598 SS2
Lineage: Eukaryota; Fungi; Basidiomycota; Agaricomycetes; Boletales; Coniophoraceae
Product: DUF580-domain-containing protein
Exons: 14
Coding region: 135-1760 (541 amino acids)
Biological process (GO): transmembrane transport
Cellular component (GO): plasma membrane
Molecular function (GO): transmembrane transporter activity
Source: RefSeq, a predicted model, not a curated record